AUGAACAAGUCGAAGUGCGUGGCCCACUCAUAUUUCGACGCGAGGGAUCACCCUGAUUCGUGUUGCAAGCAUACGCAGAAAAGGAGUCAGUCCUUUCUGGUUAGCAAGAGUAGCGGCAAGAACCCGGAAUUGUCCUCGAGCUACUAUUCCUCGCCGACUUGUUACAAGCCGCCAAAGAACACGUCAGCGAUUCACGACAGCGACAACGUGCCGUAUCUCCAGAGAGACGUCUCUCGCUCUAAACCCAACCGGGAUAAACACUGCUCGGGUUACUCUUCCAACUUCUCGUCGACGAGGAAAACCCACUACGACGACGAGCUGCGCAACAUCGACAGUUUCAAGUUCACCGACGACAAAUUGGGGGACUUUGCGGGAGGCCAUGAUGUGGUGGAAGAUCAGGUCGAGCACGAAGUCGCAGAGGACGAUCGCGAGGUGCUAGCUGAACUCUUGGACAAGGACUACGAGGAGCAAGAAGAAGGAUUCGAGGACGACGAAAUAGACGAUGAGUCUGACAGGUCUCCGCAGACUCGCAGCUCUCGCAGUCAGAGAGGAUGCAAACCGGAAGCACUGUCGAAGCAACAGCGCUGGAGAUGCGCGGAGCAACAGUCGGAUACGCGAAAAUUCUGUCGCCAGCAACGUGUUGCUACGCUGGAAAAUCAUUCUCCAGCCUCCAGGUAUUACCACAGCGUGACCAAGCCCGAGGAACCCGAGCCCUUAUCAGAAGAAGAUUUCGUCCGAACGUCGCUGAGGUGGCAACCUGCGGACUAUCGUCAAUGGUCGUCGUCGAGGAACGAACCUGAUCGUUACGACGACGUCGCGACGUCGAUGCAACCGGCUCGACGAGCCCGCACGAAACCGGAUGUGGACCGGCUGAUAGAGCAAUCAGAGUUGAACAGAACGAGAAGGUGCGAUCGUUGCGGUAGCCUGUCCAGCAGCAAGAACGUACCGCCUUUUAAGAAUACCUGUAGAUUCGACGAUUGCUCGAGUAUUCCUAUCAAGGGACCAAUUGGCGACGAACCCGAAAACUACGAGCAAACGUUCUGCGGCCGGUGCAACGUGAGCCACGGCUCGAAGGAUCCCAGCGGCAUCGUCGCCACGAAAUCGCGCAGAUCCCGCGAAACAAAGUUCUACGAGGUCCCGGACCAAAGUCAGGAGAAAUUCUCAAGCGAUUAUUCGCGAUCGCCGUCGAGGUACCAAAGCAGGAUACCUGCAGACAGGUUUACGGAAAAGUCGAAGAGGUCGUUGCACACUUCUCACGGCACCGCGCGAAUACUUCCUCGAUACGUCGAAUAA
Heterotrigona itama is the source of this 1293-nucleotide messenger RNA. The record is from the annotation of a GenBank genome assembly. Lineage: Eukaryota; Metazoa; Arthropoda; Insecta; Hymenoptera; Apidae.